Messenger RNA from Tripterygium wilfordii, 1396 nucleotides. RefSeq names its product GDSL esterase/lipase At1g33811. The record is from RefSeq and is a predicted model, not a curated record. Bases 259 to 1362 code for a protein of 367 amino acids. Gene Ontology annotation, molecular function: hydrolase activity, acting on ester bonds. The transcript has 5 exons. NCBI's taxonomy places the organism in Eukaryota, Viridiplantae, Streptophyta, Magnoliopsida, Celastrales, Celastraceae.
GUUCAACCCAAAGAAACUCUUUCUAUCAUAUUCCUCCCAACCCUCAUGUCACGGGACACUAAUUUGCAUCACCGCUGCUGCAGCAUCACAAACUCAAAAGUCUCCAUGUCCCAUACCCUCUCAUGAGCCUUUCUCACAAAAAUUCACAAGCUCAAAGCCUCAGCACAUGAGUCACAUAAAUUCUAUAACCAACCCCCUAAGUUGACAGCCACUAUAAAUGUGGAUUCAAAUUGGGGUUGCUUUCACUCAAAAUUCAGAAUGAGUUUCAGUAACUUGGUUUUAUCUGUUUUUCUGCUGGUGUUAUGGUCUGCUAGCACCAAGGGUUGCGCUCAGCGACAGGCGGCGCAAGGGCCGUGCUUCUUCAUCUUUGGUGAUUCGUUGGUUGACAACGGAAACAACAACCGGAUGAUUACACUUUCUAGGGCUAAUUACAGGCCUUACGGCAUUGAUUUCCCAGGGGGUGUCACUGGCCGGUUCACCAACGGUCGGACUUAUGUCGAUGCACUAGCACAACUUCUGGGAUUCCGAAACUACAUUCCACCCUAUGCCAGAGCUCGCGGCCGUGCAUCAAUGAGGGGAGUGAAUUAUGCAUCAGGAGCAGCUGGCAUUAUAGAUGAAACUGGAAACAAUCUGGGCGAUCAUGCUUCCAUGAACCAGCAAGUAGCAAACUUUGGCAAUACUGUUCUUGAAAUGAGGAGGUUCUUCAGAGGAGAUACUAAUGCACUCAACAAUUAUCUAAGCAAAUGUAUCUUCUAUUCCGGAAUGGGAAGUAAUGACUAUCUGAACAAUUAUUUCAUGCCAUCCUUCUACACAAGCAGCUCAGAUUACAAUACAACAGCUUUUUCUGCAAAACUUCUUCAGGAUUACACCCGCCAACUAACUCAAUUGUAUAGCUUGGGAGCUCGGAAAGUGAUUAUAACAGCAGUUGGCCAAAUUGGUUGCAUACCUUAUCAGCUUGCGCGAUAUCAUGGCAAUGGCAGCCGGUGCAAUGAAGAAAUCAACAAGGCGAUCAGCCUCUUCAAUUCGGGGCUUCGAAACCUGGUCGACAGUGCUAAUAGUGGUCAAUUGGCUGGAGCAAAGUUUGUGUACCUAGAUUUUUAUCAGAGCACCAAAGAUAUAGUUCAAAAUGGGUCUGCAUAUGGAUUUGAAGUGGUAGACAAGGGAUGCUGUGGAGUGGGAAGGAACAAUGGGCAGAUAACUUGUCUUCCCAUGCAACAACCAUGUCAAGAUCGCCGGAAGUACUUGUUCUGGGAUGCAUUCCAUCCAACAGAGGUGGCAAAUAUUAUGCUUGCUAAAACAACAUACAGCACCCAAUCUCCAUACACUUACCCUAUUAAUAUACAACAACUGGCAAUGCUGUAAUGUGAUUCCAACUUAAUUUCUUUAAUUUUCUCUA